Messenger RNA from Mesocricetus auratus (golden hamster), 5723 nucleotides. RefSeq names its product KH and NYN domain containing (gene Khnyn). The record is from RefSeq and is a predicted model, not a curated record. The transcript is spliced from 9 exons. The coding region runs from base 1 to 2259 and encodes 752 amino acids. Gene Ontology annotation, molecular function: RNA endonuclease activity; mRNA binding. Gene Ontology annotation, cellular component: cytoplasmic ribonucleoprotein granule; nucleus. NCBI's taxonomy places the organism in Eukaryota, Metazoa, Chordata, Mammalia, Rodentia, Cricetidae.
AUGGGAGGCGAGCGUGAGAGUUGGCGGGAGGCGCUGGGGCGGUCUAGGUUGGGUGACGAAGCCGAGGAGGCCUUGCCAGACUCGGGUGCCCAGCCCCGGACCCCUGGGGCGUGGGAGAAGCGCGGGGCCCCUGGGCCCCUAGAGCAGCAGGCGGGACUCGCGGCUUUGGCGGUAGGCGCGCCCCUUCUCGGCGCUUGGGAGCCGGAGGCGGCGGCCACGGACCCCAGGAAGAAGCCAUGUGUACUCGGGGGUUCGCUUCCCCCCACUCCUGACCGCUUUGCGGUGUCUGCAGUCGCAGAGGACAAGGUUCGGGAGCAACAGGCUCGCUUGGAACGCAUCUUCAGCGUGGGAAUGAGCGUCCUCUCCAAAGACUGCCCAGAGAACCCUCAUAUCUGGCUGCAGCUUGAGGGCCCCAAGGAGAAUGUCUGCAGAGCCAAGGAAUACCUGAAGGGGCUCUGCAGCCCCGAACUGCAGAGUGAAGUUCGUUACCCACCCAGACUGCACUGCGUCUUUCAGGGAGCCCAAGGCUUCUUCCUUGACUGUCUGGCCUGGAGCACGUCUGCCCACCUGGAGCCCCUGGCUCCGGGCUCUCUGAUGGUCAGUGGCCUGACCGAGGCCUUUGUGAUGGCUCAGAGCCGGGUGGAGGAGUUAGUGCAGCGACUGAGCUGGGAUCUUCAGCUGCCGCCUUGUUCUGGAGCCUCUGCCGGCGCUGGAGUGCUGAGUGACUUCUCUGCCCUGCUGCACUCUAAGGAGGACGCCUACACAGAGGCCCUGCUGCAGCUGCCCCUGGCUGUCCAGGAGGAGCUCCUCAGUCUGGUGCAGGAGGCAUUCAGAGAGCAGGGUCCGCAGGCGCUGCCCCCUCGUGAGCGUGAGCGGGGGAGCCCAGGCCUGUUGAGUGCUCAGUUCCAGCAAGUUAGGGCUCCCUUGAAUGAAGGUGGGGAGUCCCUGGGCUCUGGAGUGGCGGGGUUGGGAGAGUCAAGGGCAGCACCAGGAGGAAGUCGUACUGUGGAGAAGGGGGGAAGGAAACAGGAUGCUGUCAGGGACACUUAUUCAGGGCAGAAGGAGACACCUGGGGAAGAGGUCGGGGAGAGAGGAGUGGCUUUCAAGUCACGACCAGCAGGUACAGGAGCAGAGGAGGUAGCGCCCUUGAAGGGAAAGGCCUUGGGGAAGGAGGAGGUUCCUCAGCAGAGAGGGGGGUUCGGUGUGCAGGGUGAGCCUUCUGGUGCCCCUGUGCCCACUCAGAGGGCAGCUCAGAUUCGGGGAGCCUCUCUCCUCCAGCGACUCCAUAACGGGAACACCUCACCUCCAAGAGUUCCUAGCCCUCCAUCUGCACCUGAACCCCCUUGGCCCUGUGGAGACCGAGAUCGGGGAGACAAGCAACAGGCUGGGGCUCGAGGUCGAGGGUCUCCAUGGAAACGAGGCACUCGAGGGGGCAACUUGGUGACUGGCACACAGCGUUUCCAGGAAGCCUUGCAGGAUCCUUUCACCCUGUGCCUUGCCAAUGUGCCUGGCCAGCCAGAUCUCCGUCAUAUUGUCAUAGAUGGCAGCAAUGUGGCCAUGGUGCAUGGCCUUCAGCACCACUUCUCAAGCCGGGGCAUUGCUCUUGCCGUGCAGUACUUCUGGGAUCGUGGGCACCGUGACAUAACCGUCUUUGUGCCUCAGUGGCGCUUCAGUAAGGAUUCCAAGGUCAGAGAGAGUCACUUCCUGCAGAAGCUAUACUCCCUGAGUCUGCUUUCCCUGACGCCCUCUCGAGUCAUGGAUGGCAAGAGGAUUUCUUCCUACGAUGACAGGUUCAUGGUGAAGCUGGCUGAAGAGACGGAUGGGAUCAUAGUCUCCAAUGACCAGUUCCGGGAUCUGGCGGAGGAGUCUGACACGUGGAUGGCGAUCGUCAGAGAGCGCCUGCUGCCCUUCACCUUUGUGGGAAACCUCUUUAUGGUCCCAGAUGACCCACUGGGGCGAAAUGGCCCCACCCUGGAUGAGUUCCUGAAGAAGACAGUCAGGAAACAGGGCUCUGCUAAGACUCAGCAGCCCUCCAGAGGCCCCACAGACCACGGUAAUCAGCAGCAGGGGAAGCAGGGGAAGGAAGAGGAGAGAGGCAGUAGUGGCAUUCGGAAGACCCGGGAGACAGAGCGGCUCCGGCGCCAGCUGCUGGAGGUGUUUUGGGGUCAGGACCACAAGGUGGACUUCAUCCUGCAGCGGGAACCAUACUGCCGGGAUAUUAACCAGCUUUCUGAGGCCCUGCUGAGUCUCAACUUUUGAGUCUUACUUGCCUGCAUAGCUGUUGCCUAUCUGACUCAGCGCCCCCAGCUCAGCUGCUUCUGUACAGUCCUCUGCUGUCAGACUGCGUGGACUCCCUCUAAGACGGUGCUUUGGCUGGAGGAAGCACCAGAGAUCUGCGUGUGGGAAUACUCUUGCCUGGGGUACUUGAGGACAGGUUCAUAAAGUGACGCCACCCGAGUCAGGACCACAGUCAGCUCUUAGGAGGCUUUGAUCAGAUUUAACUCCUCAACCUUGCCGUUGCAGAGGGUUUCUGUAGAGACUCUUCCUGAAGACCGCGACCGUUGGCCUCAUCCCCAAGUUAAAAUAAGUUGGAGGCUACGGUAAGGCUAGGGCGAGGAAGAAAGCACCUCAGGCUGCUCUUCUGAGUGGCUGUUCAGGCUGAGCUGUCUGGGUUCUGGAGGGGCUGUAGUGCUGUGUGGGCUGUUGGAUGGACAGCAGAGUCAGACCCACAAGGCAGAGGGGGUUGGGCUUCCAUCUCGGUUGUGCUCUGCCUGUGACCUUGACAGAUGCUUAUGUCUAUACACCUGACAUAGAAAUACCCUUUGAGAGCAGGAAUGAGAACAUGGGAAGCUCCUGUGAGGAAGUGAUCUUGGAUCGUGUCUCAGAGAUGUCCAGUCCGUACCCUCAGUUUUAACACUGGGUUUCCAACAGAACAUGCCCUGUAACGGCUGCAUCCUUUCCAGCAACCUUCAAAACAAAACAGUUGUUAGGCUUGAUUGUUGCAUUAAUCUCAGGGUUCCUAGAAGUGACAGCUGGUCAGUUGCAUUCAAUUGUUUGUUUACAGAUUCACAAAGUGCCAGAAAGGCCCUGGUUAAAUCCUCCCUCUGGUGUUGAACGUAUUCACCAGAUUCAUGAAGCCGUGCUUUGCAUUGACAAUGUUACUGGCAUCUAUCUAAGACUCCCUCUAUGAAGGACGUAGGUUGCAUUCGGCAAGACACACUACUGUUUGUGUGCAUGGUGGAGAAACUAUCAUCUAGGAAGUGGAAGGUGAAGAAUCAGAGUUGAGAGACACCUGAUUGGUCACAGAUGAACUCCACGGACCUAUCAUGACCAACUGUUUACAUCCUAACUCCCACAAGUCAUUGUUUUGUAUCUGCUUGAUUCUUGGCCAGGGGAUUUACUCUCUGCAAGGUGGCACAUUCCAGACCUGGAUGUAUAGUUUUUCCAGGAGUUUUUUCUGUAGUGUAGCCUAACAAGCUUCUGUUACUAUUACUUUUUCCAGGAAUAACUGAGAGCUAGUCAGCUUCUCAGAUAAAGAGGUAAGGCAGGUGUCCCCGGGUUCAAUUCUGAUUGAGACCUGUAUCGAGUUCCUGAAUUAGGUUUUUGGAUGACUUACUCCAAGUGACAGAGAGGUGACUGUGUGUGGAACUCAGUGAUCAGGGAGAGGGUCCCUAGGUCCCAGUGUCUGCCUGUUUCAUUGGCCAUUUUCAUCUCUACACUCAGGCUUGGGCAGCUGUAUUGGAGACAAGUUGAUUAGGAAAUGACAGUGACUCUUCUCAGUGUCCAGGAAGCAAUGAGAAUGGUCUGAACCGGUUGCUGGUAGACAUGCUUUUCAAGUUUGUGAUUGGUUUCUUCCUCUGUUUGCUUGUGAUGGUGGUGUACAGAAAGCCAGAAUUGGCUUCCUUUUAUGCUGCGGGCCCUAGAAGGCCAAAGUGUUCCCAAGCAGAUGAGAGACAGGUCCUCGGUUUAUAGAGGGGCAUUGGCUUUGUGUUACUGCAGUAUGAGGUGGGACCUGUAUGUGUUUGCUGUAAGUUCACCGCCAUUGGGUGAGACCCUGAGGCUAACCAGGGCCCUUUUUCCAUUUUUGCUGGUAUCCUCUGAACAGGUGGUUACGGUGGCACCAGAACUCACUGGACAUGACCCUCAAAUGUAUUUAUUGCCUUUAACCUCUGUCACAAGCUCAUGUGGGGAGAGAGACUGAAUAUUACAACGUUUAGAACCUCAUUUAGGAAGGAGAGCCAGCUAGGUAAUAGCCCCUAAGAUAAACUCCAGAAGAAUCUAAGCCAAAGAAACAGCUGAAGCCAGUGAUAGAAUUUAUUGCCAUAACUGUAGUGUUCUCUACACAGCAUAUAGGAAAACUGGGUAACUGAACACAGAGCGCACAGGAAGCUCAAGAGGUUAAGGUUGGAGUGCGCUGGCAACUGUGACGAGUUUCUCACACAGAGGUGGGACACACAGGGAGGAAGUGAGGGGGAGAGAGUCUAAGAUGGCCUGAUGUCAGAACAGGGCUUUCCUGAGCCAGUGCCCCGCAUGAGGAACAGGCCUGCCUUGGGGCUUCUCUACUUAGGCUACAACAUCUUUCAAGGCAGCCCCCAACUCUGGGAAGGAAUACUGGUAGCCAGUGGCCAGUGUCCGCCGUGGGACCACUUUCUGGCCUUCCAACAGCAUGGUGGCACGCUCUCGUCCAAAGACUGCUUGUACCACAGUGCUGGGGACAGGUAUGAAGGCUGGGCGGCCCAGGGCAGCACCCAAGGCCUGGGCAAACUCGGCAUUGGUCGUGGUAGAUGCUGGGGCCACUCCGUUCAGGACUCCUUGGACGUGGUUUGCUUCAAUGGCAUGAGUCAGAAUUCCUGCCAGGUCACCAAUGUGUAUCCAGGGGAAGAAUUGGUGACCUGAACCAAUGGGGCCUCCUAGGCCCAGGCGGAAGGGCAGAAGCAUGUGGCCGAUGGCACCACCCCCACGGCCCAGCACAACCCCUAGAGUAGGCAAGAGGGGGGGUUCAGGAAGGUUGCUUAGCCUUGGAAACCUGUACUACUCCCUUCUCGUCCCCUUCCUUGCCUCCUUCCCAUGUGGACUGGGAGUGAGUGGAUCUUGGGACUUUCCCUCAUAGGUUAGCUAGACAAAUGGACUCCUCUCACUGUAAGCUCAGCCCUCCUCGGCCCAGAAAGCUUCCACUUUGCCUGGAUCCCAGGCCCUUGGUCCUCACCUGAACGUACCACCACCUGGCGUGUAGACUCUCCAGGAAGCCUGGCUGCUGCUUCCCAUUUGGUUACCAGGUUGGAGAAAAAGUCAAAGUCCCCUCCUGGGCUGUCUUCGUCAUACUCCUCAGUCGGGCUUGGCUGGUAGUAAGCUGCCAAGGGAGGGCACUCAUUUGCUCAGCUGGCCCUGUCCUGCUGGACCCUUUGCAGCUAAAGGCUCCCUAGCCCUAUUCUUUGACCCUUGGGUCUCCACAGGAGAAGGAAGAUCCAUGACUGUUUCCCUUGAGCUUCGCCAUGUGUUCCUGCCUGGAAGUCUAGCCUUGGCUGCCAGGCUGUACCCAGAGGCUGCUAGCUUGUAGAGGUUAGGGACAGAAACCUGGGGGCCAGGCUGCUUGAGCCGCACCAUCCCUGAUAUCUGUGACUUUCUGGCAAGUUACUUCUCUGUAUGAACAGUUUGCAUAUGGGAGUAACUGUACCUACCUCAUAGGGUUGUUGCAAGGAUUAAAUAAUACAAUGUAUAAAGUA